This is a messenger RNA of Talaromyces stipitatus ATCC 10500, 2307 nucleotides long. RefSeq lists its product as uncharacterized. The transcript has 2 exons. The coding region runs from base 222 to 2261 and encodes 679 amino acids. Lineage: Eukaryota; Fungi; Ascomycota; Eurotiomycetes; Eurotiales; Trichocomaceae. The record is from RefSeq and is a predicted model, not a curated record.
UAUGGACAUGGUUUAUUUCUCUGUUGUGUUUGAGAGGAGAAACAAGAUGCCAGACCUGUUAAAAUUCUUGUCUUGUUUGCCUAAUUGACCGUUGAGUAGUAACCUUACGAUUCUGCGAACGGCAGUGGGAAUAAUCCCAUAGUAACGACCAUUGUUCCCAUUGAUUGCUACAUGCUUAAAAGCCGACGCUAAUCAGAACAGUCACAUAACGCACCUUCUCAAUGGAGUUUGGCGCUCUUGGGUUGUACUUUUACUUUCCGAUCCUAGUCAUUGUCCUGAUUCCUGUGUGGGCCGCCUACCGGUUGAUCCUAUGCCAUGAGAGGACGCAUAAAUCGCCCACAAUUUCGUCUUAUAACGCUAUAAACCCCGAAAUUGAUUUCACGAACAAGGGCAAAUACGAUGUUAUCUUUUCCAUUAGCAAUCUGAAAAGCUACAGGUCUGCUUCUCGCAUCAUCGACAUCAUGAAGAUUGCAGGCGCACUCUGUUUGAGUCUGUUCUGCUUCUACUCUUUUGUAGUCGCCUUUCACCACAAUAUCAAUCGUGGUUUGCGCCGUCAGGCUUCCGUGACGAACUCGAGCUCCGUCCUCGUCGACUUUGAGCUCUAUAAACCUGUCGAGUUUGAUCCGCCUAGUCAAGAAUGUGACAAAGUCGUUUUAUUGAUGGAACACUCAUUUGGAUACAGCUAUGGACAACCGUUUGUGGGAAGCUUUACUCCGCCGGAUUGCGAUUUUGAUACCGUGAGGAUCAAUUUUACUGUCACGUCACGAGGACGGCAGUUUGAUCGUCUGGCGUUAAUGUAUCUGAAUGAUACGGAGGUUUUCAGGACAUCCACAGCAGAGCCGACCACCAACGGGAUUGUCUGGACAUAUAUUAAAGAAAUGUCACAGUAUCUGACAUUGUGGAAAAGUCCUCAAAAAGUCAUUUUCGAUUUGGGCAACCUGAUCGACAGCACGUACACGGGACCAUUUAACACUACAUUAACGGCGUCGUUCACGAAGGAAAACAGCGUACGAACGGCAGACCUGAUUCUCCCUAUUUCGGCUCGCAGAUCUGUAAAUGAUUCUGCGAGUGCUUUCAACGUGCCGUCCGACAAUGCUACGGUUGAUCUUACCUUUCCCAACAAUGUACAGAGAGCGGUAGUUUCGAUUUCAGCCUGUGGUCAAUCGGAGGAAGAAUUCUGGUGGUCAAGUGUUCUGAAUCAAGACAUAGACGACUUUGACUCAACCGUUGGUGUACUCUAUGGAUUUUCGCCCUUCCGUGAGAUCCAGCUUUAUAUCGAUGGAGUACUUGCUGGGGUCAUUUGGCCUUUUCCAGUUAUUUUCACUGGAGGCGUAGCACCCGGCUUUUGGCGACCUAUCGUCGGAAUUGAUGCAUUUGACCUGCGCGAACCAGAAAUUGAUGUCUCGCCUUUCCUUCCGCUUCUGCUCGAUGGUAAAGCGCAUUCGUUCGAAAUCAAAGUUGCUGGGCUUAACACUCCUACCAGUAAUGGCAUAACUCUGUCGGAAACUGUCAAUUCGUACUGGGUAGUUACGGGAAAAGUCUUUGUAUACCUUGGCCAUAGUGAGGAUAGUAUCAAGUCGACCGGCGUUCCCCCCUCUAUCCAUGCGCCAGAUCCGGAAUUCAGCUUUUCACGAAAUUUAGUAUCGAAUUCAACAGCAAACGAGACUUUGUCAUACUCGGUCUAUGCCCACCGAACUCUAACGAUUACAUCGGGUCAAACUUCAUGGAUACAAGACCUGUCAUUCUCUAACUAUGGAUAUCUCAAUCAAGAAGGAUUGAGUCAGAGGAAUAUCCAGAACACUACCGGAAUAUCAACUGUCAAAGGUAUUGGACUCAGUGGAGGUGUAGAAGAGUACAUAACUACAUUCAGCUACCCACUCGAUGUCAACAAUACAUAUGCCUUGACAGCGAGUUCCACGACUAUUGACGCUUCUAUGGAUCGUGGACUAUCAAUAUCAUCCUCUGGAGGCCUCGGCAUAUCUACCUACACUCUUACUUCUGGUCCAGUAUAUCUACAAACCCGCCAGUGGGGCGAUGCUCAUUAUUAUGCGGCUGGGGGUUCUUCUUACUCAUCUGGAGAGACUACUCAAGAAUUUUCAGAAACUUCCGGCGGGACAACGUAUAGCACUUAUGUGCAAGCAGUCAAUGGCACUGUAGUGACACCCAAUAGUCAGGCCUUGUCAUUGCCGGCGCAAAAUAGUUGGUUCUCCGCCGGAGGACGUCCUAGUAUUAGGAGCAUUCUUGGACGAGGUCCGAACUAGUUUAUAUUUGUUGUAGUACAUAAUAGCUAAGUUUAUGAAGUUCUUC